Eimeria necatrix is the source of this 3294-nucleotide messenger RNA. Its product is annotated as DNA polymerase delta catalytic subunit, putative. The transcript is spliced from 20 exons. Bases 1 to 3294 code for a protein of 1097 amino acids. Lineage: Eukaryota; Apicomplexa; Conoidasida; Eucoccidiorida; Eimeriidae. Gene Ontology annotation, cellular component: delta DNA polymerase complex. The record is from RefSeq and is a predicted model, not a curated record. Gene Ontology annotation, molecular function: DNA binding; 3'-5'-DNA exonuclease activity; DNA-directed DNA polymerase activity. Gene Ontology annotation, biological process: DNA-templated DNA replication; base-excision repair, gap-filling; DNA replication proofreading.
AUGCUUGUCGUUUGUGGCUUGAUGUUCGCCGCAGGAGAUGAAGACCGCAUUUUCUUCCAGUUGGAUGUCGCCGCCGCAACUGCAUUUCAGCACUCUUCGCCGGACAGUGUUUUGAAACGUCCUCUUCAGCUGCAGCAACAAGGGCAACUGGCUGCCUCUGGGGGAAGAAACCCCCCCAUAGUCACGCCUUCGUCCCUCGCUGCGGCUGAGGCAGCGAAGGGGAAUUCGAUGGCCCCAAUGGUGCGGCUGUAUGGGGUGACUGCUUCUGGGUUGUCUGUGAUGUGCAACGUGCACGGUUUCUACCCCUACUGCUACUGCGAAUGUCCGGCGGCCCUGGCGGCGGCCAUGCGGCAGGCCGCAUCCGCAGGCAGCGGUUCCUGGCAGCAGAAUGCAGUCACUGAGGCUUUGCGCUCUGUGGUGGAUGACUACGUUCUCAAAUCGCACGCCCAGGGGAAGACGUACGACAAACGAAUUUUAGAUGUCCGCUGCGAAGAGAAGGAAUCUCUGAUGUAUUAUUCGCCUUCGAAAGCCGGACAGUUGUUCUUCCGGAUCACUGCUGCAUCUCCGCAAAUGAUAUCCGGGAUUAGAGGCUUCAUAGAGAGUGGUAUUUGGCUACGAAUUCCAGAUGGCUUCGGAAAGCUCAGCGGUCAGCAAGUGGCGCUGCCGGAGACAGCCUACGAGGCCAACAUUCCUUUCGUGCUGCGUUAUAUGGUGGACUCUGAUAUUACAGGCUGUUGCUGGAUUCGCGUGAAGAAAGGACGCUAUUCCAUUCGCCCAGCGUCUUUACGAGAGAGUCGGUGCCAGGAAGAGUUCGACGUGCACUAUGCAGACAUUGAGGCAUUACCGCUGCGAGGCGAAUGGCAGUCGCUGCCUCCGUUGCGCAUGUUAUCUUUUGAUAUUGAGUGCGUCAAAAAUAAUGGGCAGGGCUUUCCCGAGGCGCAGGAAGAUCCCGUAAUCCAAAUUUCCUCCAUUGUUGAAGAACAAAGGGCAGGCCGCAGCCACAACAAGGCCGCCUCGGACGGCUCUGAUGAGACACUAUGCCGCGUUAUUUUUACCCUCCACGAAUGUGCACCAAUCGCUGGUGCACUGGUCGUUUGGUUCGACGACGAGUCGGAAAUGCUGAAGAAGUGGGCGGAGUUCGUGCGCGAGGUGGAUCCCGAUUUCUUGACUGGGUACAACUGCAUCAACUUUGACUUAUGUUAUCUUUUGACGCGAGCCGCAGCGCUGAAGGCAGAAGGUGUAGCAUCACUCUCUCGACUGAAGUCCAUGGAGUCGCGCAUUUCCGAUACGCGGUUUAGUUCAAGAGCGCUUGGGACCCAUGACAAUAAGGAAAUCCCUGUGGAGGGCCGCGUGCAAUUCGACUUGCUGGAGCUUAUCCGUCGUGACCACAAGCUGAAAAGUUAUUCUCUCAACUACGUCUCUUCGGAGUUCCUUAAAGAGCAGAAAGAAGACGUGCACUAUAGCAUGAUUGGAGAUUUAUUCCGGGGAUCUCCAACGACACGCCGGCGCAUUGCGGUGUAUUGUCUCAAAGAUGCGCUGCUGCCUUUGCGGCUCCUCAACAAAUUAUUGUUUCUAUUUAAUUACGUCGAAAUGAGCAGGGUCACUGGCACGCCACUGACUUAUCUGCUAACACGGGGUCAACAAAUUAAAGUCACAGCGCAGCUUCUUCGGAAAUGCCGUCAGCUGCAAUACGUUGUGCCUUCUGUCAAACGCGUUGGCGGAGACCGUGACGACAAAUAUGAAGGCGCUACAGUGCUUGAGCCUGUGAAGGGGUUUUACGAUGCGCCAAUUGCCACUCUCGACUUCGCGUCUUUGUACCCUUCGAUUAUGAUGGCCCACAACAUUUGUUACAGCACACUUGUCAAGGGAAACGAUAUCAACGCUGUGGACCCCGCCAACUUGACAACCACCACUAGCAACCCCAGACACACGUUUGUUAAGGCAGGAGUACGACGUGGCGUUUUGCCGAUGAUUGUAGAGGAAUUGAUCGCCGCACGAAAAGUGGCAAAGAAGGAAAUGAGCGAAGCAGAGGACAAAUUCACCAAAAGUGUGCUCAAUGGCCGUCAAUUGGCUCUCAAAAUCACGGCUAACAGCGUUUACGGCUACACAGGAGCAACAGUUGGUGGGCAGUUGCCCUGCCUGGAGGUGGCCACGUCUAUCACCUGCUUUGGUCGCGACAUGAUUGAGUACACAAAGCGCCGCGUAGAGGAGCUGUACACCAGGGAGAACGGCUACGCAAACAAUGCUGCUGUUGUCUACGGCGACACGGACUCUGUGAUGGUUCGCUUUGGGACAAGUUCCAUCGAGGACGCGAUGAAACUGGGUCGGGAAGCAGCGGAGAGAAUAAGCUCGGAGUUCAUAAGACCUAUCAAACUGGAGUUUGAAAAGGUCUACUGCCCAUUCUUGCUGAUGAACAAAAAACGUUAUGCUGGUUUGCUGUAUACGAAUCCGACGAAGUUCGACAAAAUUGACUCAAAGGGGAUUGAGACAGUGAGACGCGACUUUUCUAUGCUAGUGCAAAUAAUGGUGGACACGGUCUUGAAGAAAAUGCUAAUCGAACGGGACGUCGAGAAUGCGAAGGCAUACACGCGCACGAAAAUAUCGGAGCUUCUGCAGAACAAGAUCGACAUGAGCCUGCUGGUACAAACCAAGAGCCUGGGCAAGCUCGACUACGACACGAAGCUUCCUCACGUCGAACUUGCAAAGAAGCUUCGAAAACGUGAUCCAGGGACGGCUCCCAACGUUGGAGACCGCGUCUCGUAUGUUGUUAUCCAAGGGUCUAAGGGACAGGCGCAGUAUGAACGGGCUGAGGAUCCGCUGUACGUGUUGGAGCACAACUUGCCUAUUGAUACGCAGCAUUACCUUGAAACGCUUAAAGGCCCUCUAAUGCGCAUCUUUGAGGGGGUGAUGAGCAAUCCAGAGAGCCUUUUCAGUGGGGGCCACACUCUAAAGAAAACAGUUAUGGUCUCGACGCAAGGCGCCUUGUCUAAGUUCAUCAAGCGUGGCAUUCAGUGUGUUGGUUGCCGCGCCACGAUUCCUGAAGGAGCUCUGUGCAAACACUGUCAGUCCAAGGAAGGGACGAUUGCAGCAGCAAAAGCUCUAGAGAUGCAAGCACUGGAAAAGGAACACAGCGCCCUGUGGACUGAGUGCCAGCGGUGUCAAGGUUCUCUCCUUCAAGAUGUGAUUUGCGUGAACCGGGAUUGCCCAAUAUUCUAUAGGCGUGCAAAAGUAAAGAAGGAAAUUGCCGCGCUAGAGGAAACUCUGGAGCGACUUCACGCUACAAAUGACUGGUAG